CCAAGGCCCAGGGUGAGUGUCGAAGCUGCAGGGCCCGAGAAUGGAGCCCAAUGGCACUAUCCAUUCCUGUUGCUUAGACUCUACUGUAUGGAAAGUCACCAUCAGUUUGAUCCUCACCACCCUCAUCCUCAUCACCAUUGCUGGCAAUGUGGUCGUCUGCCUGGCUGUCAGCCUGAACCGUCGGCUCCGCAGUCUGACCAAUUGCUUCAUUGUGUCCUUGGCAGCUACUGACCUGCUGCUUGGCCUCCUGGUGCUGCCCUUCUCUGCCAUUUACCAGCUGUCUUUCAAGUGGACCUUUGGCCGGGUCUUCUGCAGCAUCUACACCAGCCUGGAUGUGAUGCUCUGCACAGCCUCCAUCCUCAACCUCUUCAUGAUCAGCUUGGACCGCUACUGUGCUGUCACGGACCCACUGAGGUACCCCGUGCUGGUCACCCCAGUUCGUGUUGCCAUUUCUUUGGUCUUCAUUUGGGUCAUUUCCAUCACCCUAUCCUUCCUGUCUAUUCACCUGGGGUGGAACAGCAGAAACGAGACCAGGGGAGACAAUGACACCUCCAAGUGCAAAGUGCAGGUCAACGAGGUGUACGGGCUGGUGGAUGGGCUGGUCACCUUCUACCUGCCUCUACUCAUCAUGUGUGUCACCUACUACAGAAUCUUUAAGAUCGCCAGAGAGCAGGCCAAAAGGAUCAAUCACAUCGGCUCCUGGAAGGCAGCCACCAUCAGAGAGCACAAAGCCACUGUGACGUUGGCUGCGGUCAUGGGAGCGUUCAUUAUCUGCUGGUUUCCCUACUUCACGACGUUUGUUUAUCGUGGGCUGAGAGGGGAUGAUGCCAUCAACGAGGUGGUUGAAGGCAUCGUUCUGUGGCUAGGCUACGCCAAUUCAGCCCUGAACCCUAUCCUGUACGCUGCCUUCAACAGAGACUUCCGCAUGGCUUACCAACAGCUUUUCUGCUGCAAGCUUGCCAACCACAACCCCUACAAAUCCUCCCUGAGGCUCAACAGUUCUCUGCUGUCCAGGAACCAAAGCCGAGAAGUCAGAUGGCAGGAGGAGAAGCCCCUGAAGCUCCAAGUGUGGAGUGGGAAAGAAAUCACACCUCCCCAGGGAACCCCAGACAGGAGACCAGCGCUGUCCUGCACCACCUGCUCCAAUAACCUUCUAAGCUGCUGUAAGAGCCUAUGGGGGCUUCGUUUUCUCCAGCAACACCCAGAAGGCGCCUCAGAGGAACAGUCGGGAGAGCUACAAUCUGAGAAGACAGAAAGGAUACCAUCACAGGAAGAAAUGAGGGCACUGCCCUGUGAAGUUGUCUAGACUCUGCCCAGGACACCAAGAUCCUGGCCCUAUCAUCUGGACCUCCCUUCUGGAGCCUCUAUGGACCAAGCCCUCAAACCACUGAGGACAAACUUCAGCCUGAGCCUGGGGCUUCACAGAGCACACAGACCAGUUUCCCUGAGAGCGGAUUCCAGACAGGUGCUUGGGCUCUUCUAGGCUGAAUUCCUUGGGUUCAAAGCUCACACUGGUGCUGGCUCUAAGAGACAUGAGCAAAUAGCUGGACAGAUGUACACACAUGCAUGUAUGGAUGUGCUUCUGUAGAAAACACGCAGCUCUGCUGAGCAGAGCAAAGGAUGUUGCUAUAGAGCACUGGCCUCACUCCCUUGUGGAAUCCCAUCAUGAGCAGAAAGAAGAGAAGAGAGUGGGAGUAAAGGAUGAGGAGAGAAGCUGAACAUGAACACCUAACUAAGUGCUAAGUACUUUGCCUACAUGGAUUCUCAUCAUUUCUAUAUAUGUUAUUAGGACCAGCAACACUGGCCAGACUUUACAGAGCUAGAAACCAAGAGUCAGGGAAGUAUGGAAUGUACCUCAGGCCACUCAGCUAGAAAAUGUGCCUGGGAUAGAGGUACUCAGAAAGUACUUGGU
Chionomys nivalis (European snow vole) is the source of this 1912-nucleotide messenger RNA. RefSeq names its product histamine receptor H2 (gene Hrh2). The transcript is spliced from 2 exons. NCBI's taxonomy places the organism in Eukaryota, Metazoa, Chordata, Mammalia, Rodentia, Cricetidae. Gene Ontology annotation, biological process: positive regulation of vasoconstriction; G protein-coupled receptor signaling pathway, coupled to cyclic nucleotide second messenger; chemical synaptic transmission. Gene Ontology annotation, cellular component: membrane; dendrite. Gene Ontology annotation, molecular function: neurotransmitter receptor activity; G protein-coupled serotonin receptor activity; histamine receptor activity. The coding region runs from base 41 to 1306 and encodes 421 amino acids. The record is from RefSeq and is a predicted model, not a curated record.